CCGCGCUUACCAUGGUCGAUCGUAACGAGGUGGCGAUGUCGCGUGUGCCAAUUUUGGUGAUUCUGGGGGCCACCGGGUCCGGAAAGUCGCGGCUGAGCAUCGAGCUGGCGCGCCGCUUCGCCGGGGAGAUCAUCUCGGCCGACAGCAUGCAGGUGUACAAAGGCCUGGACAUCGUUACCGCGAAGGUGACCCCGGCGGAAAGAAAGGCGGCGCCGCAUCACAUACUGGACAUCGUGGACCCGCUGACCAACUUCUCCGUAAUCGACUUCAGGGACACGGCCCUACCGAUCAUGGACAACCUGCUGGCCAGGAGGAAACUGCCGAUCGUCGUCGGUGGUACGAACUAUUACAUAGAGUCACUGCUAUGGAAGAUCCUUAUAACUGAUCCGAAAGAACCGUCGGCGCAAGUCGAUUCAGGCGCGACCAAUCCGAGCGCGUCGAUCGAGAACAGAUCGGACGAACGAUAUAACGUACAAGUCGAUCGGCUGAACGACGGCGACGAUGACGAUGACGAGACGGCGCCGAAGAAGUUGAAAUUCGACGCGAGAUUAUGCGACGAAGGUAACGAGGAGCUACACCGAAAACUGAUGGAGGUCGAUCCGGAGAUGGCGUGCAAAUUGCAUCCCAACGACAGGCGGAAAGUCAUAAGAUCCUUGGAGAUUUUUCACCAACACGGAAAGACGCAUUCGGAGCUUCUGAAAGCCCAACGCAACGCCGGUGGCUGCGGAUUAGGGGGACCACUGAGAUACCCGAACUCCAUUAUUCUGUGGCUGCGCUGCAAUAAGGUACGCUCGACGUGCAUGGCCGCGGCAUUUCUUUCGAUAGAUUAGACCUCGAUACGUCGGCGAUCGAUAUUACCUUACCGUCACGGGCAGAACGUAUGAUGUAUUAUCGAAAUAACGACGGGACUCUGUUGCCCUCUGUUUGUUGGGCUUACCCAUCGCGCUUCUCAGACCAUUACUUGUCGCAAUUUGUCUCUGCCAGUAUAUUUUAUUGCUUUUCGAUUCGUCUUCCCUUUGAGGGUAAAUUUCACAAUGGGCGUUUAGACAAAAUAGCCGUAACACUUGGUAAAUAAAAAGGACGAAUUAACGUGUAUUGAUUUUCGUGCAUAAUAUUACAUUAAUAGGUGACAUAGAAACCUAGAGACGCUGUUUCGCAUUUAUACGGACAGGUAAAAAAAUGUUAUCUGAAAAUAAUUUUGUUGGA
Molecule: messenger RNA, 1206 nt
Organism: Wasmannia auropunctata (little fire ant)
Lineage: Eukaryota; Metazoa; Arthropoda; Insecta; Hymenoptera; Formicidae
Product: tRNA dimethylallyltransferase, mitochondrial-like
Exons: 4
Coding region: 12-830 (272 amino acids)
Biological process (GO): tRNA modification
Cellular component (GO): mitochondrion
Molecular function (GO): tRNA dimethylallyltransferase activity
Source: RefSeq, a predicted model, not a curated record